GAGCGGCAGCAGCGGGGAUGCUCCCGGCUCAGGAGGCGGCCAAGAUCUACCACACCAACUACGUGCGGAACUCGCGGGCCAUCGGCGUGCUCUGGGCCAUCUUCACCAUCUGCUUUGCCAUCGUCAACGUGGUGUGCUUCAUCCAGCCCUACUGGAUCGGAGACGGCGUGGACACGCCGCAGGCGGGCUACUUCGGGCUCUUCCACUACUGCAUCGGCAACGGCUUCAGCCGGGAACUCACCUGCCGGGGCAGCUUCACGGACUUCUCCAGCCUGCCCUCGGGAGCCUUCAAAGCUGCCUCCUUCUUCAUCGGGCUCUCGAUGAUGCUCAUCAUCGCCUGCAUCGUCUGCUUCAUCCUCUUCUUCUUCUGCAACACGGCCACCGUCUACAAGAUCUGUGCCUGGAUGCAGCUGACCUCGGGUGAGUGGGGCAGCAACCACCAAUAA
Meleagris gallopavo (turkey) is the source of this 446-nucleotide messenger RNA. The record is from RefSeq and is a predicted model, not a curated record. Lineage: Eukaryota; Metazoa; Chordata; Aves; Galliformes; Phasianidae.